Messenger RNA from Myotis brandtii (Brandt's bat), 2995 nucleotides. It is a transcript of the gene SFSWAP, whose product is annotated as splicing factor, suppressor of white-apricot family. Gene Ontology annotation, biological process: RNA processing; mRNA 5'-splice site recognition. The transcript is spliced from 20 exons. The annotation marks the transcript as partial. Gene Ontology annotation, molecular function: RNA binding. The record is from RefSeq and is a predicted model, not a curated record. NCBI's taxonomy places the organism in Eukaryota, Metazoa, Chordata, Mammalia, Chiroptera, Vespertilionidae.
GACGACGAGCGGGCCCUGGCCCUGGAGCAGGGGCAGCACCUCAUCCCCUGGAUGGGGGACCGCAAGAUCCUCAUCGACAGAUACGAUGGGCGAGGUCACCUGCAUGACCUUUCUGAGUACGACGCCGAGUAUUCCACCUGGAACAGAGAUUACCAGCUCUCGGAAGAGGAGGCGCGAAUAGAGGCCCUGUGUGAUGAAGAGAGGUAUUUAGCCUUGCAUACGGACUUGCUUGAGGAGGAGGCAAGGCAAGAGGAAGAAUAUAAGCGCCUGAGUGAAGCCCUCGCCGAGGACGGGAGCUAUAACGCGGUGGGGUUCACGUACGGGAGCGACUACUACGACCCGUCCGAGCCGACCGAGGAGGAGGAGCCUUCCAAACAGAGAGAAAAAAGUGAGGCUGACCAUGUGGAGGAGAACGAGGAGCCCUUCAUUGCCCCCGUGGGACUGAACGUGCCGCCGGACGUGGAGCUGCCGCCCACAGCCAAAAUGCAUGCCAUCAUCGAGCGCACGGCACGCUUCGUGUGCCGGCAGGGGGCGCAGUUUGAAAUCAUGCUGAAAGCCAGGCAGGCCCGGAACUCGCAGUUCGACUUCCUGCGCUUCGACCACUACCUCAACCCCUACUACAAGUUCAUCCAGAAGGCCAUGAAGGAAGGGCGCUACCCGGUGCUGGCCGAGAGCAGAGGGGACGAGAAGCAGAAGUCGGGGGUCAGCUCGGACAACGAGGACGACGAUGAUGAGGGCGACGGCAGUUACCUGCACCCGUCUCUCUUCGCCUCCAAGAAGUGCAACCGCCUGGAGGAGCUGAUGAAGCCUCUGAAGGUGGUGGACCCGGAUCAUCCCCUCGCCAUGCUGGUCCGCAAAGCCCAGGCCGACAGUCCUGCCCCCACCCCUCCCUCGGCAGAAGGCGCAGCCGGGCAGCCCUCCCAGGUGGAGUACACCUCUGACUCGACGGUGGCCGCCAUGUACUACAGCUACUACAUGCUCCCGGACGGCACCUACUGCCUGGCCCCACCCCCCCCGGGCGUCGACGUGGCCACGUACUACAGCACCCUGCCCGCCGCCGUGCCGCCGCCCCCCACCACCGCGGAGACGAGCAGUGGGGUGACCUCCACCACCAUCACCACAAGUGCGCUCGCUCCCGUGGCCGCCAUCAUCCCCCCGCCCCCCGACAUCCAGCCCGUGAUCGACAAGCUGGCCGAGUACGUGGCCAGGAACGGCCUCAAGUUUGAGACCAGCGUCCGUGCCAAGAACGACCAGAGGUUCGAGUUCCUCCAGCCGUGGCACCAGUACAACCCCUACUAUGAGUUCAAGAAGCAGUUCUUCCUGCAGAAAGAAGGGGGCGACGGCGCUCAGGCCGUGUCGGCACCAGAGGAGGCUCCUGCAGAGUCGGCCCCUGAAAAGCCCAGCGACGCGGGGGAGGAAGGUGUGGCUGAGGACGUGGCGGACACAGGAGGGAGAGGCGGCCCAGGGGGCAAGAAGGAGUCGGCGUCCGGGAAGGCUGCCCCGGACGGGAAGCUGGUGAAAGCUUCGUUUGCUCCAAUCAGCUUUGCGAUCAAGGCCAAAGAGAACGAUCUGCUUCCCCUGGAAAAGAACCGGGUGAAGCUGGACGAUGACAGUGACGACGACGACGAGAGCAAAGAGGGGCAGGAGAUCGAGGAGAAGCGGCCUCAGCUCACCCAGGAGGAGCUGGAAGCCAAGCAAGCGAAGCAGAAGCUGGAGGACCGCCUGGCCGCCGCCGCCCGGGAGAAGCUGGCCCAGGCGUCCAAGGAGUCCAAGGAGAAGCAGCUGCAAGCGGAGCGGAAGCGGAAAGCCGCUCUGUUCCUGCAAACCCUGAAGCACCCUGCGCCAGAGGCCGAGCUCGGGAAGGCCGAGGACAGUCCUUUCACCGUGGAGGAAGCCAGCCCCGUGGCCUGCCCUCUCCUGAGUGGGGGCCGACCUCUGCCGCUUGUCGACGUGAAACCCCCGGAAGGGCCCUCGAGCAAAAGCAGAGACCCUCCCCGAGAAGAAGAGAGAGAGAAGAAGAAGAAGAAGCACAAAAAACGGUCUCGAACAAGGUCUCGCUCCCCCAAGUACCACUCGUCGUCCAAGUCCCGGUCUCGGUCCCACUCGAAGGCGAAGCACUCCCUGCCCAGUGCCUACCGCACCGCGCGGCGCUCCAGGUCCCGGUCCCGGUCCCGGUCGCCUCGGAGAAGAGCUCACUCCCCCGAGAGGCGGAGGGAAGACAGAAGCGUGCCCACCGCCUACCGGGUGGGCAACAGCCCGGGCGGCAGCAGGAAGCGGACCCGGUCCAGAAGCCCCCACGAGAAGAAGAAGAAGCGGCGCUCACGGUCGCGGACCAAGUCCAAGUGGGUGGGCCGCCCGCAUCCACAGGACGGACACAGUCCUCAGACGCAGGGAGGGGCUUCCCGCUGGUCCCCGUGCCUCACAGCACCCGACGCUCCUGUCCUCACUCGGCAUCUGGGCGGGGCCCCAUCCACACCCCUCACUCCAGACCUCAGGCUGCGUCCACGCUGGUUGUCGCGUGCUUGGCCAGCCAGCAGCGCCCACCGCGUCCCCGGGCCCGAGGGUGGCUGUGAGGGCGGCGUUGCUGGUCUCGCUGGCGUCCGAGUGACGCUCUGCCCUGUCUGCCGCAGGGGCGUGUCUCAGGAGAAGGAGGGGCAGAUCUCCUCGGCCAUCGUGUCUUCUGUGCAGAGCAAGAUCACUCAGGACCUCAUGGCCAAAGUCCGAGCGAUGCUCGCUGCCUCCAAAAACAUGCAGACCAGUGCCUCCUGAGACGCCCUGGCGGCCGGGGCCACCUCGGCUCGGGCCGCAUGGAGCCGUCCCCACUCCCCGGGUGUCCGUGGACAGUGGCGGGUUUUGUAAAUUCAUUUUUGAUGACAAUUUCAGUUUAAGAUUUUUGACCAGCAGUCUCUUACCUGUAUAUUUGUAAAUAAUAUCAUGUUUCUGUGAAAAUGUAUUAUCAAUAAAAUGGGAAGAAAACACCUUUUCUAGCUACCGA